UAUACUACCGGAACAGUUAAAUUAAGUAUCAAGUUUUGUUAUAUAAUUAAAAGAACCAUUUUAAAAAUAUUAUUAAUAUGUAGUAAUUAUAAUCUAAAUAAUUAAUGAUUUUACGAGUUGUUUUGGAUUAUAUAAUUUUAAUAUUUAGAAUAUCCAGAUACUGUAAGCGUUUCCAUUUCCGUUUAGAUUACGAUACUUUUCAAAUUGUUGGGAGUUCUUAUAAAACUAGAUGUAAGGGCCGAGAGAGCCUCACUUUUUACUGCACCGUCACCUAGACACCUAGUUAAGGGGAACCUCUGCCCGAAAAUAAAAUAAAGUGAAAGUGCCAGCCAUCUUUAUUUUUCGCCAUCCUUCGCCACCUGUUAUACCUCAGAAGUGGGAUCAGCCCAAGAUGUCCGGCCCAUAUGCUGCUGGUUUGGGCAUGAGGAAGAGGACAAUCAGCCACGUGUCCACCACCGACGACGAAGAAAACGAAGAAAAUUUUUUUUCUUCCAACGACGCCAUGCCUGCUCCGACGAAAAGACGGCGAGUCACACAUGCCGACGCUGAAGUAGUCCCAAAAUUUCGACCAGAAGACAGCAACAGCAGCGUCAGUAGCUGGCUACACAAGAUCGACCAGCUGGGAGACGUCUACGGAUGGGACGCGACCGAGAAGCAGUUCGUGAUGCAACUCCGCCUGCGAGGUUCAGCUCGACGUUGGUAUGACGAGCUAGAAAACUACAAUCUACGCUGGGAAGAUUGGAAAAGUGCACUACGAACUGCAUUUCCACGAUCAACUGACUACGUGGAUCGUCUUGAGGCCAUGUUGUCCAGAACAAAAAAGGACACGGAAACCAUGACAAACUAUUUCCACGACAAAGUUUCACUCCUCAAAAAGUGUGAAAUAGAAGGUGAAAGUGCAAUCUCAUGCAUUAUUCGUGGUCUGCCUGUGGAACUGCGCGCUAAUGCUAAAGCGUAUCAAUGCGAAACACCUGAGCUUCUCUAUUACGGCUACCUGUCGUCACUAGAAAACUACCGAAAAGUCGAAGCGGCUGCAUCAACCAAGCGGUCAACAUGGAGAAGAGGCGCGACUGACGUAUAUGUCGCAACAUCACAGCCGUCUGGAGUGAAGCGGUGCUACGCGUGCCGACGAGUGGGACAUGACGCGCGGGACUGCCGGACUCAACAACGCUGCGACACCUGCCAGCGGGCCGGCCACACCUCUACCACCUGCUGGUUUGCAUCCGCCCCAAGUUCAUCUCGGGCACCGGUGCAGCAGGCGCCAUCACGGGUGAGUCGUAUUAUGUUUACAACUAUUAGUACCUGUCAGGACAUCUAUAAACGACUAGUUUACAUUGGUGCGAUUGUCCUAUUAGCAUUCAUUGAUACUGGCAGUAAAUUGAAUAUACUUACAUCAAAGCGGGCCAAAAUGCUAGAUCUUAAUGUCGUUCCAUCGGAUAUAGUCACGAAAUUACUGAAGGUACUAUACGACCAGGUCAAAACAAAAUUAAUUGUGUUUCCGAGUAUCGUCAACCUCGAAAUGUCCACGAGAUCAGACAAUUUAUUGGAUUAA
This is a messenger RNA of Plutella xylostella (diamondback moth), 1552 nucleotides long. The record is from RefSeq and is a predicted model, not a curated record. Lineage: Eukaryota; Metazoa; Arthropoda; Insecta; Lepidoptera; Plutellidae.